This is a messenger RNA of Mycena indigotica, 2364 nucleotides long. RefSeq lists its product as uncharacterized. Gene Ontology annotation, molecular function: protein binding. Lineage: Eukaryota; Fungi; Basidiomycota; Agaricomycetes; Agaricales; Mycenaceae. Bases 1 to 2364 code for a protein of 787 amino acids. The record is from RefSeq and is a predicted model, not a curated record. The transcript is spliced from 8 exons.
AUGCAUCUUCUCGAUCUCCCAACCGAAAUCCUGCAGUCAUGCCUUCUUUAUCUGAGCCCCAAGGACCUGGUUGCGUGUAUCGCUACAGGAAAUCAACGGCUGAAGAAAAUAAUUGUUUUUUCCAUUCAAAUCACCUACCAAACACAGCUCGACCUGGCCGGCCUCGAGGAAGAAUGUGAGGCACCGGAAAGCACGUCUACAGCUCAGCGCAUAAAGCAACUCGCAAUACGCGAACGCGGCUGGAUGGGACUCAUGCCCACCAAAUUCACACCGAUUCUCUUAAAUGCCACUCAGGCUGGGAGUGUCAAGAUAUACGAGUUGAUUGCGGAUGGAGUUGUUAUUGGGGAUAGCCUAUCGGCAAAUGUAAACCCGCCGCCUGCUCCACAAUCUACCUCAACAGUAACCCGGCUCAAGUAUCUCUCAACUACGAUGGGCUCCGAGGAUCCAGCUGAGUGGCGCGUAUUGUUUACGGGAAAGCCGUUAAUCGAUUUUGUCGUUGCCGAUGACGAGAACGAUUUGCUGGUGGUAAUUACCUACAUUCCGCAUCCCAACAAUCCAUCGCAAAUUGCUGUUGGCGUCGAGUUAUUGCAAUUUUCCACCGGUCAGCGGCAUCCUGGCGCAGCUGUGCCUUCCAUAACCAUCUGUGAUGUCCACGAAGACUGUCCUGUUGAAUCCCGGACGCAGGUUGUUGGAGGCAUGAUUGCUCUUUGGCUCUACACCGACGAAACAAGUUGUGCUUUCAUGCGGUUGUUUGAUUGGCACACAGGCCAACAGCUCAUUCAACCUUUCGUAUGCGGCUCCAUUGCCGGUGUCUUCUUGACCUCCAGCAUCGUUGCCAUACCCAACACAGACCGUAAUACCCUGGAUGUUAUUAGCCUGCCUGAGCUUCCAUCCAUCCAGGACUCUGCAGCGCCAUGCAUAUUACCAUCCAAUAUCGUUUCUUUCCAUCUACCUCCACUCAAAACGGGUCUAGGGAUCAUCGGCGGAACAUUCAAUGCAACCUUCCAGCCCUUUCCUUGCUCUCCGAGCCCCCCCACGUAUCGUAGCAUCAAAAGAAUCAAGGGCAAGGUUGAAGAUUACCUUGGGCCUCCCGUCCAGUUUCACUCCCUCCACGAAGAGUCUCUCAUUCUGUUUUCCUAUGCCACUGGGUCGGAUGUGCUCGACGACGAUGAAGACGACCCAUUGGAGAGACUUCAUGGAUUUGUUGUUCGCCGAACGGCAUUGCUGGCCAUUCUCGAAAUCAAUCAACCAUGGCUUAAUUCCAUGCAUGACACCCACGGACGGAGAGAACUCGCACCUGCCCUUUGGCUGCCUUAUUGUACCCGAUUCCUGGAUCUGGAGCUCAUGCCGCUGGAAUUCAUGUCGUGCUGGGGCCAGCGACUUGUCUGCGUACCUCGCCCCCCAGCAGACGCGGAGGAAGAAUGGACCGGCGCGCCGCUGACCGUCCUCGACUUUAACCGGUGGAAUAUCCGACGUGUCAGAAAAGAGGCCGCCCCUUGGUCGCGCCCUUCCAGCGAUAAUACCAGUGAAACCAGCGGCCACUUGAACGACACAAGUUCACACCCAACGGGCCCGGGUAUGAUUCCCAUCAUCGGCAGCGCCGACGGCGCUUUUGAGCUCCUGACCGGGGCCACGCUGCGGAUUGUUGGACGCACAACUCGCGGGGGGGUGCCAGCAUCGGAUCAGCCGCCGGCCAUAUCAUACAAUUCAUUUUCCGCCUUUACAGAGCCUCCGGUCCUCUCUGACCUCGAGUACAUCGAGAUAACCUCAGACGAAAAGCGCAUCUUCCACCAGGUACAUAUGAACGAGAACAAUGUUCUUGGGGUUUUGUUCAAUGAAGGCAGCGUCGAGGCGAUCUUGUCGACCUUCACACGCGCCGCGCUGAAACGCGAAUCCCCCCAAAUUGAAGAACGUGCACCAGACGCUUGUCGUCUCCAUCCCCUUGCUUUUUACCCCCGACUCAUUAUCGUGCACUCUUGCAUUCGACAAUGUCUGGACAAGUCGACUUGUUCGAUUGCUGUAUCUCUUGCUGUCUCUGUUGCUCGCUCUGCAGUCGCAGCACGGAGUCCAAUUGCUGUUUACGCCACGUCCUCAAUCUAUGUAGUCCCGGACACCUGGUGCACCCGUCUGCGACUGGGCGACACUUCUGCGGCUGAAGCGGCAGCUGCUGAGCGUGACCAAGAGGCUGCGCUGUGGCAGGGGGACAGCCCGUCACCAGGAGGGAGUGUCGGUCAGCAGCCACAACGGACACCGCAGAUGGAGAUGACUGAUCGUGGAGAGGGACGGAGGAGUGUCACGGCUGGGGCCGGGCCCGGGCCGGGACGGAAUAUCCGUGACAAGGCGAUGAUUAUGGGUGACGACUAA